Rhincodon typus (whale shark) is the source of this 1431-nucleotide messenger RNA. RefSeq names its product RAS guanyl-releasing protein 1-like. The annotation marks the transcript as partial. Gene Ontology annotation, cellular component: plasma membrane. The record is from RefSeq and is a predicted model, not a curated record. NCBI's taxonomy places the organism in Eukaryota, Metazoa, Chordata, Chondrichthyes, Orectolobiformes, Rhincodontidae. Gene Ontology annotation, biological process: positive regulation of GTPase activity; Ras protein signal transduction. Gene Ontology annotation, molecular function: guanyl-nucleotide exchange factor activity. The transcript has 10 exons.
UGUUGCAGGAAAUCUCGCCAUGAGUAUCAGAGCUCGCUGGGCAGCAAGGCCAUCCAGAGGCAGUGCCGGCGGAGAAUGACUUGCCCCAGUCCAGCUGAGAUCAGCAAGGCCAAAGCCAUUAUGUCCAUGCCUCAGCUCUGCAAGGCUCUGAGCCUGGACGAACUCAUUCUGAAAUGCGUCCAGUCCUUUGAUACUGAAGGGUGCCUGCGCAGUAGCAGCGAAUCAGUUAACCUAACACUCGUGAUGCACAGUUGGAUCAUCCCAUCGUCGGAAUUCGCUCACAAGCUCCUGGUACUUUACCGAGAUGCUGGAGGGGAGAAGCGCGACCACCUCCGGGUGAAGAUCUGCCAUUUUGUGAGGUACUGGAUAAUACAUUAUCCCAUCGUGUUCACUGUGGACAGCAAAUUGGAGGAUGUGAUGUCUCAGUUCUGGGAGCUAGUCCGAAACGAAGGCGAGGAAUCUCACUGUCAGCUCAUCGACACAUCUAACAUACACAUGCAUGAAUGGACAUGGAAGUACACGCAACAUGCCACCCCCAGCAACAACAAGAAGCGGAAAGUCUCCCUGCUUUUCGAUCACCUGGAGCCGACGGAAUUGGCGGAACACCUCAGCUACCUGGAGUUUAAAUCCUUCUGCCAGCUAACGUACCUGGACUACAGGAGUUACGUUGUGAGCGGGUGUGUGAGGGAGAACCCAGCACUGGAACACUCGGUGUCCUUGGUCAAUGGGAUCUCCCAGUGGGUGCAGCUGAUGAUUCUCAACAGGCCCACGGCAGCUCAGAGAGCCGAAGUCUUCACAAAGUUCAUACAUGUUGCCCAGAAACUGCGGUUACUCCAGAACUUUAACACGCUCAUGGCGGUGAUCGGGGGUCUCUGUCACAGUGCCAUUUCCCGGCUCAAAGAAACCAGUUCCUACCUCUCUCAGGAUGUCACCAAGACAUUGAACGAAAUGACGGAGCUUCUGUCCUCCUGCAGCAACUAUAGCAACUAUCGCCGGGUCUUCAGUGAAUGUACUGGGUUUAAAAUCCCCAUCCUCGGGGUCCACCUGAAGGACCUGGUCUUCUUGAAUGAGGCUCUGCCGGACUACAUCGAGGAUAAGAAGAUUAAUCUGAACAAGCUUCAGCAGCUGUAUAGUCGCAUUGUGGAGCUGAUCCAGAUCCAAGGGAGCACACCACCAUUCGAAGCCAACAAAGACCUUGUCCAUCUGCUGACGUUAUCACUUGACCUCUACUACACUGAAGAUGAAAUCUAUGAGCUGUCCUAUGCAAAGGAACCAAAAACUCACCGAACCGUGUCAGUGUCCCCCUGCAAGCCACCGGUGGUAGUCGACUGGGCCUCUGGUGUGGCACCAAAGUUGGAUGCUGUGACAGUCAGCAAGCAUGUCCAGCAGAUGGUGGAUGUGAGUACACCUCAAUCGCAUUGUGACUAUUAA